Molecule: messenger RNA, 3200 nt
Organism: Dreissena polymorpha
Lineage: Eukaryota; Metazoa; Mollusca; Bivalvia; Myida; Dreissenidae
Product: wnt inhibitory factor 1-like
Exons: 10
Coding region: 1187-2623 (478 amino acids)
Biological process (GO): anatomical structure development
Cellular component (GO): extracellular region; cell surface
Molecular function (GO): signaling receptor binding
Source: RefSeq, a predicted model, not a curated record
CAGGGUGAGCGGAGAGCGGCGUUUUUGUCAGGGUUAAUAUGUAAUUAUUGGCGAUUUUAGGUGAACAAAAGGAGCUAUAAUUUCACUUUAAAUCUGGAGUUUUUAGAUUCAAUUUAACAUUUUUGUGUUUAUUUUCAAUGGACUCUAGUUGCUUUAGAGGUUUAAAUCUUUGAACAGAUUCUUUAUGAGAAAGGUAGAUAAUAGCAAAUCUCUCGCGUGGUGAUGGAAAUCGUAUACUUGAUUUUUAUGAUAAAGCCAAGAAAGAACGCCUAUUAGUUUUUGAUGAAGCGUUUUAUGCUUAAGUUCCACACAAAACAUGGUGUUCAGCGCUUACCGAGUAUAGUUGGAAUAUAUAAUAGUAAGUACUGAACGGUUGAGGCCAGAGUGGUGUGGAGUUUCGGUGAUUGUGUAGUAAUGCUCUGACGUUGAUGUCUGCAAAUCGCAUCUGGAGAAUGCACGGGGUGAACUAAAACACGGAAUCGCAAUGUAGAGCCAGUAGGCGAUACAGUGUACAUGGGAUAUACACUCAAAUACGACUUGAACGUUUAAAACAACGUUAUAAUCUAUAUAUUACAUCGAUUAGUUCUAUUUGAAUUUAAUUAUUCAGUGUUAAAUGAAUGUUUUAAAAGAAUGGUUAAGUAUUACAUAUUUGUGAAAUGGGAAAUAAAACUAAUACAAAUAUUUAAAAUUAGUUCUUGACGUUUUGAAAAUAUAUGUGCUUCAUGGAAUAUAAAUAAAUGUUAUUUUUAAGUUUGUGUUAAAAAUUAUGUCAACGAGCUACCGGUUGGUUGCUGUCAAAUGUUGGUUUAUUUGUGAAUGUGAGACUGUGAUUGCCCUGGCGGAUUAUUCGUCGAUUUUCAUUGGAGGGUAGUGCAAAGUGUGAUUUGCAUAAUACAAUUUCGUAGAUUGGUAUUAAUCCGCGUAGAAUGAUUGUACGUAAAAUGUACUGCGAUUUUGUCUAUUUCAACUCGAGAUCGUAACACGUGAAAAUUUAUCUUGUUUUAAUUAUAUUCCCGAAGUAACAAAUAUUACGAAAUAAGACUUCGUAUUGAAAUAAAAGUGUGUUUUCUCUCGAAAAUAUGUAAACAAAAAAGAAGAAUAAACAUGUUACGUCUGAUACUGCUAUAAGAGCAAUAUAAUCGGAUUAUUGGAUGUAUUCAAAGAUGAUUGUCUAUCAUGUGUAUAUAUGGGUCAACACGUGUUCAUACUGUGGCGUAACUUUGACAACGGCGAUGACCUAGAGACCCUUAGGGACCCGGGGUCAACCGGAAGGAUGAAUGUGUCAUCAGUUACGUGCUGCAUGUUGAUCAUUGUUGUUCUUGUGAUGACUAAAUGCACGGCCAAAAGCAGACUUAACUUCUGGAUUGACGAAGCUCAACUAGAAAAGUUUGCAAGUUCUUUGUUUGAUUUCCCUGUUCUCGGUGACAUGCAUAUCAUCUAUAGAGGGGAGGUAACCAACCCACUGAACGACAACUCCAUCGAGUUCCUACGCAACUCCGUCGUACUUCCGCCGGAAAUAGACACCGUAAAUCUGACCUGGGAAGCCGGGGACGAGCUGUAUACAUACUGGUUUGACGAACUCAAAUCCAAAAACAAAACCAUUCUCUACAAUCCACUUCUGAGCAUUCCUGCAUCUGGCAUCAUACCGAAAGGACCAAAGAUAUUCCAGGUGUCUAUACCUUGUACGGGUACGGAGGAGGGUAUUGCGCACCUCGUACUAAACCUCCAUAUAAUGGACCAACACAACAAACCCGUCAAAGGGACGCCGUUUAAACUUCGCAUAAAAAAACAGUGCAAUAAAUUCGAGACAACCAAUCUAUGCAAGCAGCCAUGCAAGAACAACGGACGCUGUAACCAGUUUGGAGAAUGCGAGUGUCCGCAGGGCUUCCACGGACUCUUCUGUGAAAAAGACAUGUGCAGUCCAAAGUGUGAGAACAAUGGUACGUGUAUAUCCCCCGACAUGUGUCUCUGUCAGGAGGGGUUUUAUGGGAAGAGUUGUGAGAAAGCGCUGUGCCCUCGGCCAUGUCAGAACGGUGGUCGGUGUGUCCAGCCAGGCGUGUCGAGGACAGGCAUUUGUUGGUGUACAAGCGGCUUUUUUGGAGACGCCUGUCAGUUCAGUCUAUGCAAUAAGCCUUGUCAACACGAAGGUCUUUGCGUGGGGACGAACAUUUGCAAGUGUAAAGAAGGUUAUAGCGGAGACCAAUGUGAAACAGGUCUGUGUUUGAAGUCCUGCAUGAACGGUGGUCUCUGCGUGGGCGCGAAUAAAUGUGAAUGCAAGACUGGAUACAUCGGCGACCAGUGUGAGGAAGUGUUUGUUCGACCACGAAGAAAAAUUAAACAAGAAUCCGAGAAGUGUAACAAACUGAAGGUUGAAAUUCAAAAACGUUGCAAUCAGAAGAAGAAGUGCAAGAGUAAGCAAAAUCGUAUUGCGAAACGCUGCUCGAAUCUCAAGCCGGAUAAAGUCUCUCUUUGUAAAAAGCGACAAGAAAAACUGGCCCAGCGCUGUAUUCGAAAGAGAGACAAACGAAGGAAGCGGUGCCAGGCUAAGAGAAAAAGUUAUAAGGAUAAGUGUAUGAAUCCAAAACACAGACAAAAGGAAACACGAAUACUUAAACUAUUGUAAUUAAAAUGUACAAUGCUAUUGUAAAUAAUAAGUGUAUGCCGUGGAUUACACGACGAAAAUUGUGAUAUGUUUGCAAAUUUUGAAACACAAACAAGUGUUGAAUGUUUACUGAAUUGUGUUGGUGUAUACCUUACGGGUGAAUUUCACAAUUUGUGGCAUAAAUAAGUUCUUUUUGGAUAAUUAUAUACCGUCAUUUAUGGCUGUUAUAUAAGCUUCGUAUUUACACGAAUCUCGACUUGUUGUCAAACACAAUACUAAACGAAAUAUUAACUGCGGAUAGGCAUAUGUGUUGUUUACGGUAAAGGCGAAAGUGAACAAUAAAGAAUCCACAUACAUAAUUCAUGAAUGGUCAAUACAUACUUCUGAACAGUGGUCAUUCAGACGAUAACUGCCACGAUAGUUUAUUAAUUGCACAUUUGUAUUUCAUGUUGGAAUUUAUAAGUUUAUGUGUUUAUAUGUGUUGAAAUAUGUUGCAUGAAACUCCGUUAUAUCGGGCGCACAGGGUAUGGUGUCCAAAUCUGAACACUCAAAAUGUGAUCAUUUUAUCAAAGAACUUAUAUUACAUGUUUAGAACUAA